This is a messenger RNA of Paramacrobiotus metropolitanus, 1677 nucleotides long. RefSeq lists its product as uncharacterized. The transcript has 9 exons. Lineage: Eukaryota; Metazoa; Tardigrada; Eutardigrada; Parachela; Macrobiotidae. The record is from RefSeq and is a predicted model, not a curated record. The coding region runs from base 212 to 1300 and encodes 362 amino acids.
AGUUCCUACGAGUAUAUAUAUGCGUGCAAUUUUAUUUAUACGAGCAACAAAAUUUCAGCUUUUUAUUUUAAUUUCUACCAUAUCGAUAUAAAUUUAUCAAUAUACGAGAAGCAAAAAUAAGUGUGUCUAUAAUCAUUAAGUAAUCGUAAGGUCAAAAUCAAGUACUGCAUUCGAACCAGCAAGCAAACUUUAUCAAAUUAAAACGGGGCAAAUGGCGUACGUCAGGAUGUAUCUCCUAAUUGCAUGGAUGCACUCGCUUUAUUUUUUAAUAAAUUCCGCGGAUAAACCUUACCCAUAUGGCUAUUCUACUUCGAAUUCCUACUCGUCCCCCAACGGCAACAGCUACAGUGCCCCUUAUAAGCCCGAAAUCAGCAGCUAUGAUUACGUUUUCGUGCCUUUUACUACUCCUGAGCCGAAUCCUGCUGCAUCUGAAUAUCCGUAUGCUGGAGGCAUUCGAAAGCUGCCAGUGAGCACAGUAUCACCGACUGUUUGCAAAUCUACUACUUUUCGGACAAACAUAGGAUGCCCGUGCAAACUUGUUAACGAAAGAUGUUUUCCGUCAAAUUCCGUUUGCAAAAGCAUUUCCGGAACAACCGGGGGUAUAUGUGGAUGUAAGGAUAAUUACGUUGCAGUUAACAACACCUGCGUUUCCGCAACUAUUUACAAUCAGACGAUACAGCCAUUUACGCUACUUUCGCCAACCAUUCUGGUAUCGUGUUUCCUGCCGGCAAAUUCUGUUAUCGGCAAUAUACCGCAAGUUGGUGCUAACGGAUCGGUCACGUAUACGCUAACUCUGCUGUCAUCUUCUCCCAAUCCGUCCACCACCAAAUACAUAUCUGUUGAAUCACCAAGCGGCAACCUUCUUUUUCUAAAAACGCCCGAUCUUUCCACCGUCAGCAGCCAGACGUACUCAGUUGUGGGGAAAGAUGCGUCGGGAAUAACUAGCAACGUCGUAACUUUUACGGUUGGGUACAACUGUACAGCUCCUACAUGCUCCUUUGAUCUGGGAAAUAGUUUCACGAUCGACUGCACUCGUUUCGGCGUAGCUGACACCAUCGUAACUGCACUGGCAACAGGAACUGUAGCGCCGACGACUUUUGCUUUGACACUCCUUUCCUCAACGUCUACGCUUGGUAUUCGUUUUUACGCCAUUGAUCCUACAACUGGACAAAUAUUUCUGCAGAAAGAACCACACGGGGGAAUUUUCGUGGAAGUCUAUAGUCUAUCCGCAACAAAUGCUGCCGGUUUAACGUGCACGACGAAAAAUAUUACGUUUACGACUGCCGCAAAUUGCGCCUAAUCAAGCAAGAUCCACAGCAGUGCAGCGCCGCUGAAAGUUUUUGUUUGGUACUCGUAUAUCUUGGACAUCUUCAGAAACACCAGUCUGUUGUUAAAGAAAUAGCCCGUGGAAUGUGACUCUACUAAUUAGGCGCAAUAAUAAUUAUGAAUGUUGAAAUGCAAAACGAUGGUAGCGAAAAUCGUAAUCUUUUGUAUGCAAAUAAAAUCGUUAUGCUUAUAAGAUUGAUCGCACUGACGCAGUUUCAAAUUUAAUUCGAUCACGCCCAGCUAGAUAUAGAUUUAAGAAUGCAUCAAUUGGUUCAGAAUUAUAUCAUGCACAAUUUUACACAAAUCAUUAUUUUGCAAAGCUGUGUGGUAUAAUUUGUACCAUAAAGUGUU